Molecule: messenger RNA, 4225 nt
Organism: Sclerotinia trifoliorum
Lineage: Eukaryota; Fungi; Ascomycota; Leotiomycetes; Helotiales; Sclerotiniaceae
Source: the annotation of a GenBank genome assembly
UUUCUCAAAAUAGACAAAUCCGACUAUUAUGGAAAGAGUGACCGCUGACUUCCGGCCGUUCAUCUCAACGAGCUUCUCGUCCUUUCCUCGCGUUGAAAGAUUCAUUGUUUACUUUUUGGGGUACACCUAUUUCCGUACAUGUUUUCUUUUCAUCUCAUGCUUCUUCUGUUCAUUCGCAGCUUUUUAGACACAAUUGUGUCGUAUUGUUAACACACUUUUGGACAAAUAUCAUUCUCAACAUUAUAAUAAAGUAUUUUACAUUAUCAUAACUUCUUUUCCACUGGUGAACUGGCUUCAGCCCGCUUUCAGGAUGCCGCCGUUCUUUUCGUAAGUGGAAAUGUUCAUUUUCAAACCAUGCCAACUGACAUUCUUAGGCCAAGAAAACCAAAGGCACCCGUUCGUAUUGAUACAGAGCACCGGAUUGCCAACUCACACUAUUAUACAGCUUUUAAAGUUGUCUUAAAGAUUACAGUGAUUGCUCUCGUCAUUUGCAUUGCUUUCCUGCCAUCAGUAGCACUUCGCAAUAAGCACAGACAGCAUUUGGGCGAACAUGUUGUGAAAGAUUUGGAAGAUCCUACCAACUUUGAUAUUUCGACCGAGCUCGAACGCCAAGUCACCCAUGUUCCAAUUCGCUUCGUGAAAACUGCCAAGCUACUUUUUCAACAAUUACGGAUUCGAGAGUCGACAUCGGAUGAGUCGACGAAUCCCUCUGCCAGCGAACAGGUUGAGCGAUCCGAGCAUGUGACUGAUGAUACUGUGGACGGUAUUCAAUAUGGUGAUUAUACACUUGGUGGCUCGACACACCAAGCCAAGUCGGAAAUUGAGCGGUUGCAACAUUGUUCUGCGGAGAUAAAAGGUAGAAACGGAGGAAGGUGUCCCACACGACCAAUUUUCCCAACUAGAGAUGAUGAUCGUGUAAUUUCUGGACGUUGUUCUUGGCAAGAACGACGCAAGUAUGGCGGAAAGUGUGGUCCCCGUAAGUGGCGACUUACGUCUCGCUCUCUAAUUGUGAACGAAGAUUACGCUCCUCCCUCAGCUGAACCUCGUGACAACAAGCACUUCGAUCAGCCAAGGAGUACAUCUUCAACGUCAACGCGCAAACCCACGCCCACGCUCCAGGUUAUCAACACCUGUUCUUACGAAAGUGCAGUUGAGAACGGAGGAAGGUGUCCUCAUGGUUUGGUAAAUGGACAAAAGCCAGCAGAAAACAAACCAAUUUCUAUCUCAAUCAAGACAGAUCCUCGCGAACCCAAUACAGCACAGCAGCCCCGUGAAGCGGCAGUAAGUGAGGAGAACAAAGUCAACUACAAGCCUUAUCAGGCUGAUGUAUGCAAGCCUCGUUGGGUUCGUACCACUGAUGGCUGGUGUGUUUAUCGAAGUAGCUUUGGGCCUGACGAUGAUAAACCGGACUUUUAUCCACCCAUGUCUAAAACGCUGGUGUCGACGAAACAACGACGCCAUGAAGCGACAGUAAAUGAAGAGGCUAAGCUCGAGCCUAGACCAUAUCCGGCUGAUUCGUGUCCAGAAUUAUGGGUUCGUUCCAACGGUUGGUGCUAUUAUCGUGGCUCAUCUAGUCGACCGUUAGGGUUUUGGGGACCUGAGUCUCGGGAAUUGGUAUCUUCAGGCCAAAAACGUCGUGAUGUAGCUGCGAGUGACAAGCGUGGAGGCAUGACCGCAGCCGAUCCGAACGAUUCAUUUCGUUGGCUUGUUAGCGUUGAAGACAUAUGUGUUCCCCGAAGCGUAUUUUCGGCUGAUGAGGAUGAACCAGGAUAUUAUUCUGGAGUUCAUUCACCUUUUUAUUCAGAAAUUCAUUCACCUAAGUCUAUGAGGUCGGAACUGCCAGAACAAUGUAUCGGCAUAGCCUUUCCGGCUGAGGCGCGCUGGUGUCCAUCGCCUUGGUACCACGAUGACGAGGAUAAUUGGUGCUUUUAUGUUUGGCAAGACAGUGAAGAUACAUCUAAGAGAUCUUUUCCGGAGCCACUGGGCCCAGAGCUUCAACCUCGUGGUGGAGCUGUGAAUGGUGAGGUCAAAGGCAUGGACGGAGACUAUCCAGCCAAUUUGUGUCCGUCUCCUUGGACUUACGUUGAUGGCAGAUGCAUUUUCGAUUGGCAAGAUGAUGAGCCCCUUGAGGUUUCCUUUUCGAGUCCUUCGAGUCCACAGCGUCAACCUCGUGGUGGAAUUAGAGGCCAGAAGACGCAAGUAACUUCGGUGCUGACUUCGGCGCGUACCUCUAGCCCUGCUUUCAACUCUACAUCUACGUCUACCUCUAUCUCUGCCACAACCACUAUCGUUAUCGCUCUUCCCACGGCUGGAGCGUGUGAUCCUCCUUGGAUCCGUACUAUGGAUGGCCGAUGUUUCUUUGACCCCAAGUACCAACGCGAGCAUCCCCAAGCUCCUCUGUCCCGCCCUCGCAAGCCAAUACGUCAACGACGUGGUGAAAUUCCAACCGAGGAGCGUGGUGUUGCUCCUAGUUGGCAAGCUGAAUCGUGUGAGCUGCCUUGGAUUCAUACCUCUGAUGGCUGGUGUAUAUACAGACCAGAUUACCAGCAUGGAACUCAGAAUUCUUUGGCUAGUGCUUCAGCGCAAUUUAAUACCACAAAUCAAUUGAAUUCUACAGCACAACCAACUGUUACAGAAAAAGCAACCGCCACAGAGCAAGCGACUGUCACAGGACAAUCAACCGCCUCAGAACAAGCAACUGUCACAGAACAAUCAAAUUCUCCAGCGCAACCAAGCAUCACAGAUCGACCAAUUGACAUUAAAAUCUUCCACUGCAUCAAUGAUUUACAAGGAAAUCUCAAAUGUGGGAAAUUUUUGCAGGAAGAUACAAAGUUUUCAUCAGUUCACAAUCGUCGAGGUUUCUGGCCCGACGACUGGGUACCACAAAUAGAAGAUGAUUGCGAUCGUUUUCUGGGAAACACAUAUAUGCACUAUCAAUGUCUUCAAUCAGUCAAACACAAAAAUAUCGGCCUCAAACUCAUCAUGGUCUUUCUGAUUCUUGCCGGUUUUGGUUCCCUCGUCUUCCUCAUCAUUACUUGUGUCAAUCGAGCUGCACGUCCUAAAGCCCAGCCUUUUAGGCAGGUGAGCGGGAUUAUAGAUGCACAUGGAAUGACGGAGCAUCCAACAUCGAUGUGUGGACAUUAUCCUUGGAAUGGACCGGCAAAUUCGAAACCAAUGGCCGGAGAAAGAUGGACCCGAAGUCCUCCAGCUUACGAUCCCAUGAGACAACUGACACCAGAUCAUUCAGGUAGUCUAGGCACUUGUUCCCGUGGUCGCAAUUGUGCGAGUGGUAGUUCGGGUUCCAAUGGCACGGAAAAUUGGAUUCGUAAAUUGUGCAAUAGAUGUUUUAAGAGUCAGAGUCAUUCGUCACUUUCGGAACAUUCGCAAAUGGUCGGUGGGCUUGGAAGUGGAAUUCUUCGUUUGAGGAGUGAUGAUCACAGGAUUGAUACCCUUAAAUUGCCAAAUGCGAAUUUAGCGACAGUUAGGAGGACAAAUGGUUUGGUUCUUAGUGAGGAGAAUGGACAUACAAAUGCUAGUGCGGAUACGGUGGUUGUAGGAAGUGAUUUUGGGAGGGCUGAAGGUAAAGGCUCGGGUUCUGCUGUUGGUUUGCAUGAGGGUUCUUCGGGUAGUUGUUCUGGUGUGACUGGUGGAGGUGGAAUUGGUUUGACGCAACAUGGAAAUUUGAGUGGUGAUACGGUUAUUGAGCCGGAAGCUGCUGUGAUUAAGUAUGCAAAUGGAAAUGGAAAUUUGAAGAUGGGAUGCUUGAAGACUGGUCACUUGAAGAAAGUUGGGUUUGAGGGAUUGGAGGGACUAGAGGAGGUGCGGGGCUGGAGGGAUGUUGAUCGGGUUGAGCCUCUGAGACUUGAGAAGGAGAAUUUGAAGGGGAAGGGAGGUGGAUGUGGAAUGGGUGGUGAGUUGGAGGAGAUACAGGAGGAAAGUGAGAGUAAGAGGAAUUAGAAAGUGAAUGAGGUGGAGAGAAUUGUAGUAUUGUUUUUGGUGGUGGUUGGUAAGAUAUGGAACGGUGGCGAGUUUAUUUUGUUUUUCGAAAGGUAUAUGGUAUAGGUGAAUGGGUGUAUCGAUGCUUCUGUUGAGAUAAGAUGCUGGUCAUUCGUUCGUUAUUCAUUAUUGCGAAUCGGUGGCUGGAUGGCUAUGAGUGUUUUAUUUGCUUAUUCAGUAGGUUACAUUAUUAUCAAAAAAGAAAAAGGAAAAGGAAAAGGAAAAGAUU